This is a messenger RNA of Culex pipiens pallens (northern house mosquito), 3394 nucleotides long. RefSeq names its product NAD-dependent protein deacetylase Sirt7 (gene Sirt7). The record is from RefSeq and is a predicted model, not a curated record. NCBI's taxonomy places the organism in Eukaryota, Metazoa, Arthropoda, Insecta, Diptera, Culicidae. The transcript is spliced from 2 exons. The coding region runs from base 11 to 3394 and encodes 1127 amino acids. Gene Ontology annotation, molecular function: NAD+ binding.
AGCCGAGCUGAUGAUGCGCCUCAAGGCAGGCAUUAAGGUUUCGGCGAUUCUGGAGCAGGGGACGAAGCGGAGUCGCCGGACCGACAAGGCUGCGGAAUGUCCCAAGAAGAAAAAGUUGGACCUCUGGAAGAAGGUCGCCGCCAUUCUCAACAAGCCGGAAUCGAAGCGUUCCCUAGAGGAUGAGCGCGUGCUGGGCAAUCACAAAACGCUGGUGAAGCAGGUGCUGGAGCGGCGAAAGCGUCGCGUCGAGUACAAGCAGCGCAUGCUGGAAACGGAAGACGAUCCGGACGAGCUGGAGGCAAAAGCGCUCCGGCUGGCGCAGGCCAUCGCCAGGUCGAACCAUUUGGUGGUCUACACGGGCGCGGGGAUCAGUACGUCGGCAAAGAUUCCUGAUUAUCGGGGGAGCCAGGGCAUUUGGACGCUGUUGGCACAGGGUAAGGACAUUGGGGAGUACGAUCUUUCGCUGGCGGAUCCUACGUAUACGCAUAUGGCGCUGUUUGAGCUGCACCGGAGGGGCAUUUUGAAGCACGUGGUUUCGCAGAAUUGUGAUGGAUUGCAUUUGCGGUCGGGACUGCCGAGGAGGUCGCUGUCGGAGGUUCAUGGGAAUAUGUACGUGGAGGUUUGUAAGAGCUGCAAGCCGAACGUGGAGUACUGGAGGUUGUUUGAUACGACGCAGUUGACUAAGCUGUACAACCACAAUACGAACCGGCGGUGUAGGAAGUGUGGCAAGCCGCUGGUAGACACGAUUGUACACUUUGGAGAGCGUGGACAGCUCAAGUGGCCCCUGAACUGGGCAGGGGUCACUCCUCAUACGCAAAAGACUGACGCCAUUCUAUGUCUGGGCUCGAGCCUGAAGGUACUCCGGAAGUACACCUGGCUGUGGGCCAUGGACAGGCCAAUCAAGAAACGUCCUAAGCUGUUCAUCAUCAACCUCCAGUGGACGCCCAAGGAUAACGUGUCGAGUAUUAAGCUCAACGGGAAGUGUGAUGAAGUGAUGCGGCUGGUCAUGAAACACCUGAACAUCGAAGUUCCCGAGUACCACCGGCUCAAGGAUCCGAUAUUUGCUCACGCAACCUUGCUACUGCCAGAGGAGCAGCACACGGCCUCUCAACCGAUGCUUAUAAAGGCUACCAAAGAGGAACCUGGCGAGGGUUGCUCCUCGAAUGGCGUCAACGUCAAAACAGAACCCGACGUCAAGAAGGAACAAUCCCUCCAAUCGCCACCUCCUCCGCCCCUCCCAUUCAUGCUCAGCCCGCAGCAACUCCUCAUCAACAACCUGCUCAUGCAGCAGCAGAUCAACAACUACAGCAUCGUAAUGGCGGCCGCCGCCGCCGCCCAGCUCCAGGUCAAAACCGAACCCAGCUCCAACCCCACCUCACCAACCGCUACAAAACUUCCGGUUCCCCCACUCGUCCCAUGCUCACCACCACCCCAACCCACUCCAAACGGUCCGAACGUCAUCAAGAUCGACACCGCGUCCAGCUUGUUCGGCAAUCUGCGCCAGAUGAUCAACACGGAAGACACCAACACCAAUUGCUCAGAAGUGACCUCCCCUCCGACGUCCCCCAACAAGAUCCACAUCAUGGUGAAGCCGGUUCUGCCGACGGUCGUGCCGCGAUUGGUGCCGAUAUCUCCGGAACAGGUCAAAGCUUCCAAGGAAGAAGAGGAACCGCCGCUUGACGAAAAGGUCCCCGAGGGUCCGUCACUGCUGUUUGACGAUCCCGUGAAGGUUAGUGAGAGCCUGCCGGAGUGUAUUCUACAGGAAGACUCGGUCGAAUCGGAGUCGCGAAGUCUUGCGACUGAGGACGAGACUUCUGAGGAGAGUCUGGAUGCUCGGGAGGAAAAACCUGCUGAUAAACAAGUUGGUGAAGAGUUGGUGGAGGAGAAGGUUGAGGAGGAUCGCAAAGAUGAUCCUCCCAAAAGCGACGUCGAUCUUGAGAACGUCUCGAAAGAAGCUAAUAAUGCAAGUUCAGAUCAACAAGACUUAAGUAAAGAUUCAAACAUUACAUCGGACGAACCUUGUAAUGAACCUCCCGUGGAGAAGAAAGACUGUCCGAUAGAUCUCAAGCCGCCACCGCCAAACACGGUCAAGGUGGUCCUUAGUCACAGCCCGAUCUUCAACCUGUACGAAAGUCCGCCCAAGUUUGUCGACGGAUGCCCGCCGGCCCUCGCGUUGAUCAGUAGUCCGAUCAAGUAUCAACUCCCGCUGCCGGCAGCCGGGACCAAUCCCGGACAACCACUUCUCCUGGGGAUCCCCAAGGUGCUUGGUGACAGCAACAGCAAGACCGUCCCGGACCGGAAGCUCAUCUCCGCUAGUCGAAUCAUCCUCGGAGGUCAACAACCCAUCCAGCAACCUCGGCUAGUCCCGCCGAUGAAGGUUUCCGACAGCUUGAAGAGCUUCCGGCUACAGAAGCCCAACAAACCAGCCGUAACUUCUCCUCCAGUGUCCCCACUUCAAAUCCCAACUCCGAUAACCUCACCGCGAACGAACCCAACCCCAAACGGAGUCCCGCCGCGGACUCCACUCCUCGUCAACGGCUCCGUUGUCCCUCCGGGACAGCUCAUGAUCAACGGCAUGCCGGCGAUCAUCACGACGAACCUCGGAACCAACGUCCCCAAAGCCAUCCCCGUCAACCCGGCCCAGCGAUUCCCGAUCGCCUACGUCCUGAACGGCGGUCUCCCGAACCAAACCGGCAACAUCGUCCUACUAACGUCCCCUCCCAAACCGGUUGGAGCCGCUCCAAACGUCAAGAUGCUACCCGAAAACGCCCUGCCAACGGCUGCGAAGCAGCCAGCCCAAAGCGACCCGGAAGAUGUCUCCUCAUCAGAGCCGGAGGACGAAUCGUGGACUCCGCGCAAGUCGACCCGACGAUCGAAACCACUCGAAGAACCCGACAAGACGGACGAAAACGUUCCGUCGGAGGAAACACCCCAGAAGCCGGAUCAACCACCCACCGACGAACCAAUGCCCGAAAAUACCCCCGAGGAACCGUCCCCUGGACGGACGCGAAGCUUCCGGAUCCGCAAGAAAACCGACUUUCUCAACAUCAAGCAUCCGGAGAAGAAGAAGUCGAAAAAAGAUCCGGCAAAAGAAGAUCCGCCAAGUUCGGCGCCUGUGGCGCCAGAACCCAAAUCCGAACCUCCACAGGAACCGGUAACUCCUGCGAAGACGAUGCCAACCGUGUCCCCGAUGUUGCAGACCAUCGUGAUGUCGCCGGCCGCCCACCAGCUGCUGAGGACGCCGCCAACGGGCAUGGUCAACGGGUCGCCGACCAGUACGCUGCCGGUGAGGAGCAUUCUGACGUUUUCGCCCCCCGGCGUAGGAGGAGCAGGGGGAGCAGGAGGAUUCUUUGGGCCGUUUGUGACGCCGGUGCAGAACUUGGGAGGUGAGUGA